Ordospora pajunii is the source of this 1137-nucleotide messenger RNA. Its product is annotated as XPGI domain-containing protein. Gene Ontology annotation, molecular function: DNA binding; 5'-flap endonuclease activity; metal ion binding. The transcript has a single exon. Bases 1 to 1137 code for a protein of 378 amino acids. NCBI's taxonomy places the organism in Eukaryota, Fungi, Microsporidia, Ordosporidae. The record is from RefSeq and is a predicted model, not a curated record.
AUGGGAAUAUCUGGCCUGCUUCCUAUAGUUUUGCCAAAGCUAGUGAAGAAGCACAUAUCUAGCUAUAGGUCGCACAGAGUGGGGAUAGAUGGGCACGGAUGGAUGUAUCAAGUUCUUCCAUGUGUUGCUGAAGAGCUGUUUUUCAAGAUCCCCACAAGACAGCACAUAAGCCUGUUUGAGGCGAAGAUCAGGCAUCUUGAGAAGCAGGGGAUAACGCCGGUGGUUGUGCUUGAUGGAGACAGCCUGCUGAGCAAAGAGGAGACCAACAUGAGAAGAAAAGUAAAGAAGGAGCACAGCAGAAAGGAGGCGGAAAUAUGGCUGAUGAAGAACAACCCGACUAAAGCAAAGGCAUGCAUGAGGCAGUGCAUUUCGGUUACUAAGGAGAUCGUAUUGGACAUCACAAGUAUGCUAGAGAGGAUAAAUGUGGAGUAUAUCAUUUCUCCCUAUGAAUCUGAUGCGCAGCUCUGCUAUCUACAGAAAAUAGGAUAUGUAGAUUACAUAAUGACAGAGGAUAGCGACUUGAUUGCAUAUGGAUCUGAAAAUGUGCUCUAUAAAUUUGAUGGUGCGUUUGUUUACGAGUUCAACAGAGUAUGUCUUGAGCAAGCAAAGGACAGGCAAUUCAAAGAAAAUAUACUUGACAUUGCAAUCCUAAGUGGGUGUGACUACCUGAGUUCUGUGCAGGGAGUUGGCGUGGUGACUGCCCAUAAGCUACUUUCCAGAGAGAAAACAGUCGAAAGGGUGGUUGAGCAUCUACGGAGCAAGAAGCCUGUUUCUAGCACAUACUUAGAUGACUUUGCACGUGCAAAAAAGACCUUUCUGCAUCAGGUUGUUUAUGAUCCCGUCCUAGGAAGGAGGAGGCAUUUGCACGACACAAAUGAAAACCUGUUGUUUUUGGGCUCUUUUGAAGAAGACGAGUGUACAGCCGAAGGAGGUAAAAGCACACACGGCACAGAUAGAAACACCCAAAGAUCAGUUUUGAGCCUAAUACACGGUACAAAAACAAUCAAACUCAAGAGGCAUUUCAUGCCUAUCGUUAAAAAACAAGCAAUGAGCAUAGCAGAGCAAUCUGAAUUCAAGAGAAUAAAAAUAAGGACAAUGGCGGACACGAACACACAAUCCCCAUACUUCAGCAGUUGA